This is a messenger RNA of Ichthyophthirius multifiliis, 2067 nucleotides long. RefSeq names its product MIR domain protein. The transcript has 3 exons. The record is from RefSeq and is a predicted model, not a curated record. Gene Ontology annotation, biological process: calcium ion transport. NCBI's taxonomy places the organism in Eukaryota, Ciliophora, Oligohymenophorea, Hymenostomatida.
AUGUAUAAUAUUGAAGCUCUUUAUCAUGUAUAAAAUAAUUUCAUAUAUUUAAAAUAUACUUAAUAAAAAAAGUUUAAUUAAGAGCCAGAUUAUAAUGAUGUAGAAAAUAAUAAAAAUAGUUAUUUUGAAUUAAUAACAGAAACUGGAUUUUAUAUAUAUUUUCUUAUAUGUUAUUAUUUAGAAAUGCCAUAAAUAUUUUAAAGAUUCUAAAGUAAAUAUAAUAUAUUUUUGAUAUAAAUAUAUUUAUUAAUAUAAAAGACAAUUCAUUAUUUUAAUUUAUAUUUUAUUACUAAAAUUAUUUAAUUUUUACAUGAAAUAAUAAAAAAAACACUUCUAUAUAUCAAAAUAAUAAUCAAGAAAAUAAACAAAACUGAAAAAUAAUAUAUAUAGAAUUCCAUAAAAUAAGAUAUAGUAACAUAAUAUUUUAAAGAAAGCUUAAUUUUUUUUAAGAAAAAUUCUGCUUUAAUAGAAGUCGUGAUAAAUAAUUAAAUUGUUAAAGUUCGCUUUAUAAAACUUCCAUAUUGUCAUUAUUUACCAAAAGAGUAAAAAACCAAAUUUUAAAAUACAAUCAAAAGAGAAUCCACAAUAACAAAAUUAUAAGGACUUUUAGACUUUUAUAAAAAGACUAUUUUAACAUGUAAAUAUGAGGAAUAACUAUAUUUGUUUUUUUCAAGGAAUUCCUUUAUUAAACUUUUUGCGGAUUACGUUGAUUUAUGGAGGGAUUUAUAGUUUUUACUUUCUAUUAUUUUAAAUUUACUAAUUAUUAAUAGUUAUUCAGAAAUUAAUAGUUAGUAUUAAGGUUUAGAUAUAUUAGACAAAUAUUAAAACAGAUUAUAUAAACCUUAAAUAAAUAAUUAUUCAGUAGAAAAAACUAUGAGUGUGUUCUUAUUUUGUGGUUAUAUUAUGAUUUUAUGCUCUAUUUUUGUUUUGACCUCCUUUUUGAUUAAAAAAGGGCCUCUUUAUAUAAGAGAAUCUAAAUAAUCUAGUGAAGAAUUUUAUAAUAAAAAUGAGGGAUAAGGUAUAUUAUUUGAUUAUAUAUAUAAUAAUUUUAUAAUAGAAUAUUAAAUAAAUAAUAUAAAAUAAAUAAUAAUAACAAUAAUAAGUAUUUUCAAACUAUUUAAAAGUGCAGAAGUAGUUUAUUAAAUUAGUAGUUUUAUUUUUUCUAUAUUAGCAACAUUUGUUCAUCCGUUUUUUUUCGCUUUUCAUUUAACUGAAUUUCUUGUCCGAUAUCCAACACUGAAUAAUAUUUUAAAAUCAGUCUAUGAGUCUUAUAUUUCUUUAGCUUUAACUUUUAUGUUAAUUUUACUAUUUAUUUACUUUUUUACGAUUAUUGGAUUUACUUUAUAUUAUGAUUCAUAUGGGGGAAGAUGUAAUUAAUUAUAUUUGUGUUUUUUUGAAAGUUUCGAUAAAAAUUUUAAAAACAAUGGAGGUUUAGGAGGUUUUUUAGAAAGUUUAAAACCAAAAGAUCCAAAUAAUUAUGAAUAUGGAUAAUUUGUUUUUGAUAAUAUUAUGAAUAUUAUAAUAAUAAUUAUACUUGUAUAGAUUUUUUCAGGUAUAAUUAUUGAUAAAUUUAGUUAAUUAAGAGAUAAAGAAUAAGAAAAGAAAAUCGAUAUAUAAGAAUUGUGUUUUAUUUGUGGAUAUUCGAGAGAAAUGUUCGAUAGAAAUAGUGAAGAAGGGUUUAUUAAUCAUAUUAAGAGUGAACAUUAUUUAUGGAAUUAUAUUUUUUAUUUGGCAUAUUUAAAAGAUAAGGAAUUAACUGAAUAUUCAGGUAUUGAAAGCUAUAUUUAUGAAAAACUAAAAAAUAAUGAUCUUUCGUGGUUUCCUGUAUAAAGGGCAUCUGUUUUGAUUGAUUAAGAAAAAUAAAUUUAAAAUGAAAAUUAAAAAUAUAAAGAUUUAUAGAAUGAAGUAUUUUUUUAUUAUUAUUAUUGUUUUAUUUUAUUUUUAAUAUAAUAUAAUAUAAUAUAAUAGAUUACCGAUUUAAAAAGUUAAUCUUUUGAGAUCUUUAAAAAUUGUAAAAUAUUAUAAGAUUAAGUAAAUUUCUUUAAUAAAAAUAAAAAAAUUAAAUGA